AUGUUCAACCCAUACAAUAUCCGUACGUCAUUCCCAACCAAGAACACGGCGCAGCCGCAGUCACCCUCUUCAUCGUCGUCAUGGCGGAAGGACGCCGAUCCCUCCAAGCGUAGCAAGGAGACCGCGGAUUCGAUCACAUACUUGGACAUCCCUAAGCCCGUCAGCUCCAUCAUGGCAGACAACAGGCGUCUGAACGGUACCCCGAUGGACGCCAAGUACACCAAGGACGAAGUCAAGGCCGCCGUCCGCACCCGCAGAGAGAACAGAAAGAACGAGGAACGCUUGAACCAGCAGAGGAAGCAGAUCCUGGCCAAAAUGCAAUCGGACAAAGGCCUUACACGCUACUUCUUCUCCGUCUUCCCUGACGGUGCGCCCAUCCCCGGAAUUACGGCCCUGGAGGACUGCGUCUACGGCAUCCGCCAAUCCGAGGGUCGCGAGAUCGACACGGAGAUCACUGAGGCCGAGGUCUCCCGCGCCCUGGAGCUUUUCGCCGACCAGGUCAAGUGGCACAACGCCAGCCUCACGCCUGUCGGCACGGUCAGUGAGGAGUGCGUCAAGGGCUCCACGGCGGACACGCUUACGAUGUGGCUUGAGACCCUACGGCUGCGACGGAAGCUUUCCGAGACGGUGGAAUAUUCUGAGGGAUUGACCCUGCAAGCGCGAAUUGAUAAACUGGUAGAGCAGAGAGUCCGCGCCACAGUAGAGAAGCAGAAGGCCGCGUUGUAUCCCGAGGCGAGUGGGAGCGGACCCCCCAAGAGGGCCACCAAGUGGCCUGAAAGCCGGUUCCAACAUCACAAGCCCAGAGGCUGGAACACGAAGCCCACGUCACAGGAACGGAUUGAGGCGUGGGCUGCGUGGGAGCGCGCCAAUGACCGUACGGACGCGCGGAUCAAGCGUCAGAACGAGAAGACCGCGAAGCAAUUGGACUGGGAGUUGGAUCAGGAGCAUGCGGCUACGCUGAAGAAGGUGUUUACCCCGACCGAUGAGGAGCUCAAGGGGCUCAAGCGCUCCCUGAAGCCGGAGACCUACGGGCUCGCCAAACCCAAAGACAACCGUGGCGACGGUGUGGAGAAGAUUAUUGAGCACCUAAAGGGCGGUUCUAAUUCUUGGUCGACCGACGGCAAUGACGGUUCGGAGCAGCAGCGUACAGAGCAGCCUUUGUUCUAUUCGCCUACGAAGGAGAUUCUUGAUACUUUCAAGAAGGCCUGGGGUAUGCCUCUGAUCAAGUCAAUGUUCUCCGAGAUGUCUCCCCAAGAGACUGACGGCAAGGGAAAGGGCAAAGCCGUCGACCGCAGUGGAGCCGAGGAUGCUGCCUUCAAGAGAGAACGCAACCUACAGACCUUCGAGGCUAGACAACGCCAAAUGGAAGAAGACCUUGUCGUCGAUAACGGUGACAGGGAGCAUUUCCUGUCAGAUGUGUUCCAUGACCCGCAUUGGACAGGCCGCUCCAACCAGGACAGUUUCCUGAGAGGCUGGCCCCAACGUUCGAACGAGACGAUGAUGGCGGUGAUUGGACGCGCUUCAGAUCUCUCAGAGCAAGAAAAGCAGUGGAAGCGCAAGCAGCACUGGGCUGAUUCGGCUGUGCAGAUGGACGUUCAGCUGCAGAGGGUAAAGCGGCUGCGGGAGCAGCUCGCGAGUGAGAAUGCUUCGGCUUCAAAGAAGGCCAAAACUGAGGCUGAGGCCGAGUCCAACGAGCGUGUGCGCCAGAACUUCAGGGCCGGCUUCGAGAAGUGGAAGAGUGAGAACGUUAAGCGCGUCACUCUGGCGGAGGCGUAUCAGCACUUGUUCAAGGGCAAGGACAGCAAUGCCGAGGUCGACCAGACCAACACCUCUGAGGAGAAGGCCACCGGGAAGCAAAAGGUUGACGUUCCUUACGUCGCGAACCCCCCCAUGACUUACGCGCCACGCCGUCAAGUCUUUCCCACGUCGAACGACAGAAAUGAGGAUUCUGAAAAGGGAGACGCCGUGUCCUGCAACCCCUGGGCUUCUCCUGAGAGGCAGCUUCUCAACCCGGAGGCCCGCGACAAUUUUCAUGAAGGUCUUGCCUCUGACGUCUUUGUUUCAGAUCAGGAGCCUAAGGAUGAUCUGAAGCCUAUGGCGAUGUUUGAGAAGAGGCCUAACGUUAGUGCUGCUAAGCAGUCGGCUGCGGCCUGGAUGCAUCAGGGUCCGACGCCGCCCGCGGUGACUAGCGACGGCCGGUCUCAAAGUGAAGCUUACCAUGAAAUGAUGAGGAGGAAUAAACUCGCCGACGAGAGGCUACUUCAGCAAACGCAGAGGGCCGCGAAGGCCUUGAAGGACCUUGAACAAGGCAAAAUAGGAUAUCGGGGAACUUAUUUUGGGUUUCAUCAUCCUCCGCCCCAGAACCCAUACGAUACAUCCUCUUUGAGAGAAGCAGCCCAGACUCCGGCGGGCCCCAGUUCCCGUCUCGGGAAGCAGAACGAAACGGAGAAAGCUCCGGAGCAGGAGAAGAACAAUCAGGGCAGUGGGGCCGAAAUGACCUCCGGGGACCGUCCAAUCUGGCCGUCCGAAAGCGAUUACCGACAGCUUUCACAAAGACAUUACCCGACACCCAAGCGGCCUUCGCUCUAUGUGGACACCCUUCGCGGGCAGUUUCCUGCCGUAAUCGCUGAGUCGUACGGCUCCUGCAAUACUCCCCCGUCGCCAACCGUCUCGACAGAAAAGGCUCGAAUGCCGGUUUCACCGUUCCCACAGCCCGAGAACCGGACCGAAGCUAAGAAGACCCCCGAUCAAGAGAAGAACGGCCGUACUUCCUGCUCCUACAAUCAGCAUCCCUCUCUCGACCUCAAGCAUCCUACCCCGUACAGGCCCAACUAUACUUCUCCGUACGCGCCCAACUGUACUGGCCCGUCGCCGCCCUACUAUGCUAACUGGAUGAACUAUGCUUCCCCGUCGACACUCAACUACGCUGCCGUCCCGGCAUUCUACUCUGCUACCCCGCCGAUUAGGCCCAGCUAUCCUACCCCGUACACGUCCACCCAUCCUCUCCGGCACACAGCCUGCUAUGAUGUCCCGCCGGCACCCUCUGUUCCCCCGCCGGCACCCGUCCGGACAGAAACGACCCGAGCAACGGCUCAACCCCCUCGGUCUGCUCCUAAGCCGCCCGUCAACUUUGAGUUGGCGUACAACAUACUCGCCGCCAAGUUCCAGAACUUGCACAUCUCCACCGCGGCGACCGUUCGAGCCUUGAACGAGGACCUGAAGCGGGCGUCCACCUCGGUCGAUAGGAUGAUUCAGAAGAUGGCGGAGAAGGAGGCUGCUUCUUCGGAUGCUCCUCGAGACGCUCCUCAAACUAGUUCUGCAACACGUUCAUUGUAUCCUGAUGCGGGCGUCCCCAUCCCCGAAGAGGCUGCAGAUAGCGUUGCAGAGGUGGAUGACGAGGUCGGGCUAUACACAGAAGGGAAUGAGCCAAUGAGUUACUGUGGACCUUACGUUGAGGACGAUGAGGAUUCCAUGAACCAUUACAACCAGGAUGAUCCACCUACUUUGAUGGAUUCUGAGGAGGAAGAGUCCUCAGAUGAGGACGAUGAGGACGAUGAGGAUAAGUCUUCAGAUGAGGAUGAUUCUUCAGAUGAGGGUGAUUCUUCAGAAGAGAAUGAUUCUUCGGAUGAGGAUGAUUCUUCGGAUGAGGAAGAUGAGGACGACGAUGAGUCUUCCGAUGAGGAAGAUGAGGACGAGGAAGAGUCUUCAGAUGAGGAAGAUGAGGACGAGGAAGAGUCUUCAGAUGAGGAAGAUGAGGACGAGGACGAGUCUUCCGUGGACGACCAAGACGAGUCUUUAGAUGAGAACGAGCUUGCGUACGACGAAGAGCCUUCAUACGAAGAUGAGCCUUCAUACGAAGAUGAGCCUUCACACGAAAAUGAGCCUUCACACGAGGAUGAGACUGUGAUGGAGGACGAGCCUGUGACGGAGGAGCCCGAGCAGGACGAACCCGAGGAGGACGAUCCUGAGCAAGAGCAGUGCGCCGAAUGCCAAUGCGCCAACGCUUCCUGGUCCCACAUCGGCGGCUACGAGGACGAGGCCUGCGAUGGCGAGGACAUGGUCUGCGCCUGCGUGGCAUCCGACGAUAUCCUACUCGAUAGCUGCUACUGCGUCACGUGCGAGUUGCUACGCGAGUCGGGCGCUGAAGUCCCCGAAGAAGUGGCGGUAUCAGGUGCCUCCUCCGAGACAGAGGGCGAGACGACGGAGGUCGAGAUUGACGAUGAGGAUUACUGCAUCCUGGACGACGAGGACCGAGAUGCCGAGCAGGAUGAUGAGUACGAGUGGGUUGGCGAGGAUGAGUUUGCCUAG
Colletotrichum gloeosporioides is the source of this 4308-nucleotide messenger RNA. RefSeq lists its product as uncharacterized. The record is from RefSeq and is a predicted model, not a curated record. The transcript has a single exon. Lineage: Eukaryota; Fungi; Ascomycota; Sordariomycetes; Glomerellales; Glomerellaceae. The coding region runs from base 1 to 4308 and encodes 1435 amino acids.